Messenger RNA from Onychomys torridus (southern grasshopper mouse), 765 nucleotides. RefSeq names its product cysteine rich secretory protein 1 (gene Crisp1). Lineage: Eukaryota; Metazoa; Chordata; Mammalia; Rodentia; Cricetidae. The record is from RefSeq and is a predicted model, not a curated record. The transcript is spliced from 7 exons. Bases 1 to 765 code for a protein of 254 amino acids. Gene Ontology annotation, biological process: binding of sperm to zona pellucida. Gene Ontology annotation, cellular component: extracellular region.
AUGGCAGUGAAAUACUUCUUGUUAUUUGCUGUUGCUGCUGCUGCUACUGUCUUUGUUCCUGUUCUGGCUGUCAGACACUCCAAACGACACAGAGACCUCUAUAAUAAGCUGGUCACAGAAUCACAAACCGACCCACAAAAAGAAAUUGUCAGUGCACACAAUGCUUUCAGAAGAAAAGUGUUCCCACCAGCCAAGAACAUGCUGAAGAUGAGCUGGAGUUCAGCUGCUGCAGAAAAUGCUAGAAUCCAGGCAAGAUACUGUGACACGUCACAGAGUGACCCACUUGAAAGGAGACUUAAUAAUACAUUUUGUGGAGAAAAUAUUCAUUUGGAACAUUACCCCUACUCCUGGUCAAAGGUAAUUGAAACAUGGUACAACGAAUCCAAACAUUUCACAUAUGGAGAAUGGCCAUCCUCAGAUGAUGACUUCCAAACAGAACAAUAUACUCAGAUGGUCUGGGCCGUUUCUUAUCUCAUUGGCUGUGAUGUUGCAUCAUGUCGCAGACACAAGGCACCUAUAUAUCUCUAUGUGUGUCACUAUUGUCAUGAGGGAAAUAAUCCUGACUCACUCAAUAAGCCUUAUAAGCAGGGCUCACCAUGCGGAGACUGUCCAAAUCACUGUGAAGACGGAUUAUGCACUAACCCCUGCGUUUACUAUGAUGAAUACAACAACUGUGAUAAACAAGUGAAACGUAUGGGAUGCUCACAUCCAUCAGUUCAACAAUUCUGCAAGGCUUCUUGUCUGUGUAAAAAAGAAAUAAAAUAA